CCUGCGCCUCUUGCGUGUGCUCGGGAAAUCCCUGCCAUUAUUGCUUCCCCGCCCGGGGAUUCAACCGUUGAUCCUCGGAUAAUUGCAGGAAUCGAGCAGUUAGAGAAGAUGGAGCCACCCCGGAUGGUCAAAACCCACCUGCCUUUCCAACUCGUUCCCAAAUCCUUCUGGGAGCAGGACUGUAAGGUAAUUGUGGUCGCUCGAAAUGCCAAGGAUAAUGUGGUCUCGUACUUUCACUUCCAUCGGAUGAACCAAGGCAUGCCUGACCCUGGGACCUGGCAGGAAUUCCUCCGAAACUUCAUGGAGGGUCAAGUUUCCUGGGGAUCAUGGUAUGACCAUGCGAAGGGCUGGUGGGAAGCGAAGGAGAAACAUCGGAUUCUGUUUCUCUUUUAUGAAGACAUGAAGGAGAACCCCAGGCGGGAGAUCCAGAAGGUGGCCCGGUUCAUGGGGAAGGUUCUGGAAGAUGACGCACUCGAGAAGAUUGUCCAUCUCUCCUCUUUCAAGGUCAUGAAGGACAACCCAAUGGCCAAUUACAUGACGUUGCCAAGUAAUAUCAUGGACCAAUCCAUCUCCAAGUUCAUGAGAAAAGGUAGGUUCAAACUCUGGGUGGGGGGGGUCAAGGGUCAGGCGGUCAAGUGCUGUGGGGGAAGAAAGAAUCUAACCAUCGCCCCCUUGACGCUCAAUGGC
Molecule: messenger RNA, 687 nt
Organism: Chiloscyllium plagiosum (whitespotted bambooshark)
Lineage: Eukaryota; Metazoa; Chordata; Chondrichthyes; Orectolobiformes; Hemiscylliidae
Source: RefSeq, a predicted model, not a curated record